ACUUAGUGCAUUUGAAUACAAUUUACAAAAAAACAUUAUAGAUUUUAAAGGUAAAAUGUAAAAUUAACAAAAAAAAUAUAUAAAAGAAUAUUUAUUGGUAUCAUUUUAUGUAUAAAUAAUUUGUGUAUGAUUGUAAUCUCAAACUAUUUUGUUAAAGAUAUAGUCAAGGAAUUUAUAAAACAAAGUAAAGAAAUUGAAGAUUAUAAAAGAGAAUUAUUCAGACAAAAGGAGGUCUGUCUUAGUAACUCCUGUAGUAGUGCGGAAGCAUUGAAAAAAACUAUUGAAUCAAAGGAUCACAUUAUCCAACUAGUUGGUAAGCAAACUUUAAUAGAGUUGAAACAAUUUCUUACAUUGCCUUAAGAUAUUUGACCAUAAUAAUGUAAAUUAUUAUUAAUUUUUAUCCUUUUUAUAUUUAGCAUCAGCAUUAUCAAGACUAUAUGAAACAAAAAAUUUAAACAUUGUCAAUGAAGCACUAAAAAUAAUAUGUGGAGACACAUCAAUUGCUGUAAAAAGAGAAAAGUCACUAGAAGUAUCAAUGGAUAAAAUUAUAAAUAUUGAAAAGGAGGAAUGUAGUCCAAAAAAGGAGCUUUAUGACUCUAUUCCAGAUAUUUCAUUAAAUGAUGAAUCAAUGUCAGAAAUUGAUGGCACACCUGGUCGCACUAGCCCAAUAAUACACUCUAAAAAGCUACGCAAUGGAUUCACAAAUCAGUCCUCAGAUCAAAGAGAUAAGAAGAAAUGUCCAGAAAAUUGGCCAACACCAGAAAAUAAAGCAUUGAAGUUAAUUUUUACAACACCUAGCAAAGCCAAGAGUAAAGGAAAGGGAAAGCUUAGACAAUCACGGUUGAAUGUUGUGGAUCUUACAAUGGACAAAUUUGUUGACCUUACUUCUUCACCAGAACUCAUGUGCAGGGAUUCGCAAUGCGAUAGCAAGGUAAGUACAGAAUAUGGAGUGCUGUCUUGCUGAAAAUCUUUAAUCUCAGUAUUUACUAUGUUUUAAAAGUUUAAUGUUACAAGAUUAUUUUAGGAAAAUUUUGCAAAUCCACCAAUAGGGGUUUUUUUUUUCUUUUAUUUUUAUUUGCGAUCAGUCUAUUGACUAUAAGCAGAUGUGAUGUGAGCGUUUUUAUCUUGUAGGAACAAUACUCCAUUGAGUAUCGCUCCAUUCUUUGUUUUCUAUCAUUUCAAGAUCAAAGUGAUAAUUCAAUGAUGUGUUGUCGAUUAAGCCUCUUGGGGUAGUUGACGCUGGUCAAUUGUACUGCCAGGCAAUUUGGAUGAGUAAGAAGGCGCUCUUUGUAUUUGGCCGAGUAUUGCCUUAUUUCGUCCUUGACUGUGCAAACUCCAAGUUCAUUAUGGAGUUCAGUUGUUUUUAUGAACCAUGGCGCAUUAGAUAGAUUUCUUAAGAUGCUAUUUUGUGCUCUUUGAAUAAUUUCUAUACUGGAGUUACAGGCUGAUCCCCACAGCUGAAUACCAUAUGUCCAAAUUGGUUUUAAGACAACCUUGUAAAUAAGGAGUUUGUUAUCAAUGCUCAGCACAGAGUUUCG
Messenger RNA from Diatraea saccharalis (sugarcane borer), 1538 nucleotides. Lineage: Eukaryota; Metazoa; Arthropoda; Insecta; Lepidoptera; Crambidae. The record is from the annotation of a GenBank genome assembly.